This is a messenger RNA of Soboliphyme baturini, 744 nucleotides long. Lineage: Eukaryota; Metazoa; Nematoda; Enoplea; Dioctophymatida; Soboliphymatidae. The record is from the annotation of a GenBank genome assembly.
AUGACGGAAAAAAGUGACUUUACGGGUACAGCCGAGAGCCGCCUGCUUGAAGCAAAGGAUGCAGCGUUUAACGAUGUCCAAUCAAAGCAGCCGGAAAAAAUUUCCGAUAAGAUGGUACUCACAAAUUGGCUAACAAGACGGCUUAAUCGGGCCGAAACUCAAUUGAUAAGCUUGGGCUGCAAUUUUGGUGGAUCAGACACUGGAGAGAAUCCUGGUUUGUUGCGUGAAUGUCAUACAGGCGAUGCCGAAUGUCAUUGUCCAAUCAAUGUGCCGAAUGACAGCGACAAAGAGUACGUUCACUAUGAGUGCCUGCAGCCGCCUGUUAGCGUUUUAUCGCGUCAAAACCUCAUGUGCGAUUGCCACAAACGACCUCAACUAAGACGGCUGAACUGGUCAGACCUUCGGUUUAUUGUGGUCACUGUCGAGAAUGGCUUGCUUUGGAACAUGACCAAGGCGAUGGACGCUAAGAUAGCGGCUGCAGUAACCGGCAUUUCGUGUGAUGUAAUAGCGGCCGUCACCAUCAAGUGUAAAGAUGGCAUCCGGAAGUUGAAGCCUAGACAUUUCAUCAUCGCAGGUCAUGACCUUCAGCCGGAGGAAAAGGCAAGCGUUGGUUCUGCGAAGACUAAGUCACACGGAGCAAAACCGCAAGAACAUUUGUCGAAGUAUUGGUCAUUCCUAGCUGACCGCGGCCGGCACGAACGAGUGACCGGCAGUUCUGGACGACAGUCACCGCUGAUCUGUUAA